Messenger RNA from Daldinia loculata, 1431 nucleotides. Its product is annotated as cytochrome P450. Gene Ontology annotation, molecular function: monooxygenase activity; heme binding; iron ion binding. The transcript is spliced from 5 exons. The record is from RefSeq and is a predicted model, not a curated record. NCBI's taxonomy places the organism in Eukaryota, Fungi, Ascomycota, Sordariomycetes, Xylariales, Hypoxylaceae. The coding region runs from base 1 to 1431 and encodes 476 amino acids.
AUGGAGAAUCUAGUCAGCUUGCUGAUGUUGCGAUACAUCGUUACAAUUGUAAUCAUAUAUUUCGCAAGUGUUGCCUUUUAUCGACUAUUCCUACACCCCCUUGCUCGGUUUCCAGGGCCAAGACUGGCAGCAAUCACGAGAUGGUACGAAGGCUAUUAUGAUAUUUUCCAGAAUGGUCAAUACACAUUCAAAAUCAGACAGCUGCACAAAGAAUGCGGCCCAAUUAUCCGGAUCAGCCACUACGAACUCCAUGUGAAUGACCCAGCGUUCUUUAAGCACCUCUAUCGCCAAGAAGGACAUUGGCAUAAGUAUAACUGGGCCAUGGACGCAUUUGGAGCCAAGGGUGCAACUUUGUUCACGGCGGACCACGAGCUUCAUAAGAGCCGUCGUCAACCCCUGAGCCCCUUUUUCUCCAGGGCGAAGGUUGCUAGCCGGCAAGAUCUCAUUCGACGACAUUUACGUAAACUUUGUGGUCGGGUUUCUCAGUUCGCAAAUUCAGGAGAUACGUUGAACUUGGGUGCUGCUGCCACGGCCAUCGCCCGAGACGUCGCUAACGACUUCAUCUUGAACAAAAGUUACAACAGUCUUGAGCGAGAGGAUUUUGACGUUGCGAUGCUUACUGCAAGUCAAGGGUCUGGUAAACUAUGGCGGCUCUCUAAGCACAUUCCAUGGGUUCCUAAGGCCCUCAAGGCUAUACUGGUUGACUGGGUCUUAAAGACUGCAGGCAAUGAUAUGAAGGAGUUCUUCUUUCAUCUUCAAGAAACCAUGCAAGAUACUAAAAACCUUAUGGCAACUGCAGCUUCGCCUGUCUUAGACGAGAAAGCCCAGCGUACUAUAGUUCACGAAAUACUAGAAUCCAAACUUACAUCCCCGGAGAAGUCUCUCGAUCGUGUAUUUGAUGAUGUAACAACCAUCACCGGUACAGGAUUUGAGACAACUGCUAGCGUUCUACGAGUCGUCCUUUUUCACGUGUUUAAUGAUACUGAGAUCCUCCAGCGAAUUCGAGCUGAACUUGCUUCUAUAAAUGCAGACCCAAGCGAGGUCGAAUUAAAGACACUUGAGCAGCUACCUUAUCUAACCUGGCGAAUACCUGCCGGAACUCCUAUUGGAAUGACAUUAAUACUAAUGCAUACGGAUGAUACGCUCUAUCCAAACCCUAAGCGCUUCAAUCCAGAUCGCUGGAUGGAUCCAGAAUCUCGAAAAAUGGUUGACAAAACAUUCGCCCCUUUCUCAAGAGGGACAAGGAUUUGCCUCGGAAUGUAUCUAGCAUGGGCUGAGUUGUACCUAGUCAUUGCUACACUUGUCUAUCGCUACAACUUCCAGUUCCAGGGCGCAACAGCCGAGGAUUUCGAGUGUAUCAGUGACCAGUUUGCCAUUGGCACGAAGGGCAAGGGUAUUUUGAACGCCAUCGUUACCACGCAUAAGGUCUAA